AUGCGGGAGCUGUCGAUGAGUCCAGGUCGAAAGGAUGAAGGUUUCUGGGAGCUCUGGCUGGGACCUAAGCUCCCACCCACUGCCCUGGGAAAAGGCCGCCUCGGCCUUCUUCCGCAGUCAUGCUGGUUUGGAGGCACAGCGUCGCCGACCCACCUGGGCUCGCUGGGGGGACGCCUGCGCUCCAGCCUUGUCGCCGUGCUCGGAGCUCCCUUCCAGGUAUUGGACGCAGUCUUGACUCUCUCGGCUGUGCUGACCGCUGCAAGUCUCUCAGACCGGAUGGGCUGGUUGGACCACGAGGCUCUCAAAAAGCCUCGGAAGUUGUCCCUGUCCUUGCCGAAGUCAAGCGUGCACCAUCCCUGCCAACCACAAGCAGAAGCGACAGAGCAGGCACAGGCGCUGCAGGCAGUGCCAGCACAGCCUGAGGGCCAGCCGGUCCAGUAUGCCAUACCGGCUGGAUACCAGGCGGUGGCUGUGCCGGCCAUGGACCCUGCACAGUACACCGCAUGGCUUCAAGCACUGCAAGCGCAGCAGGUCGUGGCCCAGCAGAUGUUCGCACAGCAACUUGCAGGCGUGGCAGGUGGUGCGGCAGGUGUUGCAGGUGCCGCUGGCUUGUAUGCGGCUGUGCCGACGGUGCCCGGUGUGGCCCUUCCAACAGCCGUCGCUGCACCAGCGUCCGAAGACAGUCCGGCCUACAGUGGGCAGAUUGUGGACUACAAUGAAGACAAAGGUUUCGGCUUCAUAGAGUGCAAAGACACCCAGCAAAUCUAUGGAAAAGACAUCUUUCUUCUGCGAAGCUCCUUGAACGGUUUGAUUGUCAGUACCGGAGACAGAGUAAGCUUCAAGGUGGAAACAGGCAUCAAAGGCCCGAAGGCCGUUGAAGUGGAGAUCAUAGAAAGGAUAGCCGACAUGGCCGAGCGCUUGCCCACAUACUGGGGCAGAGUGAAGAACUUUGAUGCUGCCAGAGGUCUUGGCUUCAUCGACUGUGAAGAGACCAAGGAGGUCUACGAAAAGGACAUUUUGGUCUUGCGGAGUCAGCUAGGUGAUCACUCCAACGACACGAUCGUGUCCUUCAACAUCGUAGAAGAUGCCCGAGGUGUCAAGGCAGCCAACGUGAAGAUCCACCCCGAUGGCUACCCACCCGGGAAAGAGCCCAAAAAGAAAGGCAAGGGCAAGGGCAUGAAGGGCUUCGAAAUGGGCUUCGGCGAUGGGAAAGGCUGGGGCAAGGGCAAAGGUAUCGACGUGGGCCAGCUGUGGCAGGCCAUGGAGAUGCUUGGUGAGAUAUGGAACGGGGGUGUUGACCUUGAGCUUGUCGUUGGCAUGCCCACUGAUCACUAUCACGUCCUAUGCCAGGGCCCUCCUCUGUUCCCUGAUCACCUGAGAAGUUGCGAAGCUACCAAGGUCGCACCGACUGGAAUGGUCCUGGAAGCAGUGCGGCGCAGGUGCUUUGCGCGCGUGAUGAAGAUAAGACUAGCAACUGCGGGGGACUUGGACCGCAAGGCGGCUUGCAACAUCCUGAGCAUUGGCUACGGCUUGCAGAUUUCCAAUGCAGCUGUUCUCAUGACCAACUUAUUCGGCACUCGCCUGAGCUCCGAGCCCACAAGCCCCAAACGCUUUCGAGUGCUUCCUGCGGAGAUGCGAAGCAGAGGUCUGGCCUGCCAGAUUUUAUUCUUCGCAGGAGAGCACUACAUCAGGGCCGCCGACGCUCAAUGGCUUCCGUUUGCUGUUAAGACGUCGGUGAUCCUGAAUGGUGGGAUAGUCAUUGCAAGAAGUGCUCCCAUGAAUCUUCUGGGGCAGUUCAUUACAGUAUUUAAUAUCUUCCUCUAUUCGUGUCCGUUGAUGAACCUUGGUGCGGUCUUACGCACAAGAAACAGCAGCCCGUUUCCAUCCUUCAUGGUGGGCAUCAAUGUCGUGAACAAUGCGCUGUGGAGCAUUUAUGCUUUGCUGAUCGAGGAUGUUGUGGUCCUGAUGCCAAGCAUCUUGGGCUAUGCUUGCUCCUUUUUCCAGGUGUUACUUAUUCUGUGGUGUCGCAACCGUCUACCGUUCGACCUGAGCUUCCUGCUCGCGAUCAUUCAAAAAACCAAGCCGCGGGCUUCGGAAGUGGAGCCGAGCACUCCCGAGAGCGACCAUCUGGCCGAAGCUUCCGAAGAGCAGGAUGGAAAUGAAGACUGGCUAUGA
Molecule: messenger RNA, 2175 nt
Organism: Symbiodinium sp. CCMP2592
Lineage: Eukaryota; Dinophyceae; Suessiales; Symbiodiniaceae
Source: the annotation of a GenBank genome assembly